Messenger RNA from Stegastes partitus (bicolor damselfish), 2013 nucleotides. RefSeq names its product autophagy related 14 (gene atg14). The record is from RefSeq and is a predicted model, not a curated record. Gene Ontology annotation, cellular component: autophagosome; extrinsic component of phagophore assembly site membrane; phosphatidylinositol 3-kinase complex, class III. The transcript has 11 exons. The coding region runs from base 201 to 1727 and encodes 508 amino acids. Lineage: Eukaryota; Metazoa; Chordata; Actinopteri; Pomacentridae. Gene Ontology annotation, biological process: mitophagy; autophagosome membrane docking; cellular response to starvation. Gene Ontology annotation, molecular function: phosphatidylinositol 3-kinase regulator activity; protein-membrane adaptor activity.
CUCUCCCGUCUCUUCACCAAAACAAAAACAUCAUCAGUGUCCGGCUGCGCUUUCCUCCACGGAGGCUUCUAAAACAUGUCACCGGGAAUGUAAGAGUCCGGCCGGCAUCACGGAGCCGCACAGAGUCCCGCAGCUCGCUGCUUCUGGCUGGAACGGCUCAUUUUUAACGUUAGCUUAGCUUAGCUUAGCUUUGCCCCUCCAUGGCGUCCUCAACGGGACUCCCACCACUCGGCCCGGACCGUGCUGUUGCAUCCUCCGGCUCCCACUCCGGCGCCAGACCGCCUCUCCGGCCUCACCACCCUCAUCCGGCCCACUCCACCCCGGGCUGUGCGAUGGUGGAGUCGGUGGACGACGCGGAGGGUCUGUACGUUGCGGUGGAGCGGUGCCCCCUGUGCAGCACGUCCCGCCGCAGGCUCACCUGUGCCCGGUGCGUCCAGGCCGGAGACUUCGUGUACUUCGACGCCAGGAACACCGAGAGGUACGCUGACAAGUUGGAGCGUCUGAAGAAGCUGAAGGAGGAGAAGGAGCAGCUGCAGCAGAGCGUCCUGCAGGCGAUGGACAGGAAGCUGCAGGCCGAUGAGAUGAAAUGGAAGAUCAUGUCGUGCAAGAUGAAGAUCGAGCAGCUGAAGGAGGCGGUCGCCUGGGGCAACGAGGAGGUGAAGAGCGACAAGGAGCUGCUGGUUCGAUCCCAGGAGGAAGCUCAGCGGCUGCAGCGGCGAGCCGUGCGCCAUCAGGAGAAGAGAGACAAAAUUGAACGUCACAACCGGCGUCUGGGAGAGCUUCUGGAGCGACGAAGCAAAGAGCAGCAGAGUCGGCUGAGUCAGCUGGCCGCGCUGAGGAGGGAGCACAUCCUGGAGCUGACCACCCACAUCUUCCCCACGCAGGAGGAGAAGCAGGGCAGCAGAGACCCGGCUGACGUGGUGGCUGAGUGCGACCCAGCGCUGACCUCCAGCACAGUGAGCGAGCUGGCCGAGGCCCGGAGGACCACCUACCUGUCGGGUCGCUGGAUCUGGGACGACCAGAACGGAGAGACCAGCAUCAGCAUCACAGGGCCGCCCGUCACUCUGCCCAGCAACGGGGACUGCUCCGCCUACUACAGCUGGGUGGAGGAGAAGAGCACCAAUCAGGGCCCAGAGCUGGACCACAUUAACCCCGCCCACACCAUCAGCGCCGCGCUCUGCUACGCCACGCAGCUCGUCACCAUCCUGUCCCACAUCCUGGACGUCAACCUGCCCAAGAAGCUCUGCAACAGCGAGUUCUGUGGAGAGAAUCUGAGCCGCUAUCGCUUCACCAGAGCUCUGAGCAAACUCAACACCAACAUCCUGCAUCUCUGCUUCUCACAGCAUGUGGACAGCGAGAAGCUUCAUCCUCAUCACACCCUGAGGAACAUCAUGUUCCUGGUUGCCCCCGACAACGAAAACCUGGGCAGGACGGGUCCGUUCGAGGUCAGCGCCGACCUCGAGGAGUCGAUGGAGUUUGUGGAGCCGGAGGCAGCAGGUCCAGCCGAGGAGAGCGGAGACGAGGCGGUGACGGACGAGGAGACGGACCUGGGGACGGACUGGGAGACGGUACCGAGCCCUCGGUUCUGUGACAUCCCAUCACAGUCCAUGGAUCUUUCCCAGAGUGCCCUGCAGGUUUCUCAGCCUUCAGCCAACACCGGAGGGAUGAUCUCUUCCGCCGCCGCCUCCGUCACCUCCUGGUUCAGAGCGUACACCGGCCAGCGCUGAUCCGACCCGACUCCGACUGAACCGAGGGCGGGCAGGUCACGAACAUCAGGCUUCAGACUGUUUCACACAUCGGCUCACGUUGCAUUUUUAAAAACGUGACGACAGUCGUCUUCAGCAGGAAGCUGACAGAUUUACACGCUUACAAGUUAAACUGCACUCGUGAGUAAGUCUGUAUUCACCAGAGAACAUAUUGGUGUUGUUCUGUAGAUUAACAAAAUGUCUGCAAAGAGACACAGACGGACCACGAAAACACACAAAAAUACCACAAAGAGACAAAACUAUGACC